AUGGUCAACAGUUUGACUUUUACUCUUGUCGUCGUCUGUCUGGUCAGGUCUUGCGAUGGCGUCGCUGCGGUGUCAUCUGACAUGAUUGACUCGACAAAUAAUCGCAUCAGCCGUAACAUGAUACGCCGGGUCCUUCAAGAAACCGCCACGGCUAAUGAUGACGUCAAGAAGCUGUCGACUUCGACGAAAGUCGAUUCGAAACUAAACCAGGAAAUCAAGACGAAACCUGAUCAAUUGGUCAAGGCAGAGAAGAACUCGAGCAAAAUAGGUGCUUGGCUUAAGAGAAUGAACGUCAUCAGCUCGAAAAGAGAUAAGUUUUUUAUUUUAGCAACCAUUUUGCUCUUUCCCAUCGCCGCGUACAUGGUGGCAAGUAGGUAG
Molecule: messenger RNA, 378 nt
Organism: Plasmopara halstedii
Lineage: Eukaryota; Oomycota; Peronosporomycetes; Peronosporales; Peronosporaceae
Product: RxLR-like protein
Exons: 1
Coding region: 1-378 (125 amino acids)
Source: RefSeq, a predicted model, not a curated record